Messenger RNA from Papaver somniferum (opium poppy), 1526 nucleotides. RefSeq names its product serpin-ZX-like. Gene Ontology annotation, molecular function: serine-type endopeptidase inhibitor activity. Lineage: Eukaryota; Viridiplantae; Streptophyta; Magnoliopsida; Ranunculales; Papaveraceae. The coding region runs from base 78 to 1295 and encodes 405 amino acids. The transcript has 2 exons. The record is from RefSeq and is a predicted model, not a curated record.
AUAUAUUAUUUUUCUUACCUCUUUUAGUCUAGUACAUACUCAAGUAUUUCAAUUCCAGGUUACCACCAAGCGUCCAAAUGGAUUCAUGUCUUCAGCUCGUCAAACACGUCUGGCUAAACGAAGCAAAAGAUCAGAAUUUUGUAUUUUCACCCUUUUCAAUUUAUGUUGCUCUUGGUUUGUUAACUUCCGGAUCAAAUGGAAGAACUUUAAAACAAUUGUUGGAGUUCCUCAAGUCCGAUAGCCUCGAUCAUCUUAAUUCAGUAAGUUUUCGACUAAUUAAAUCUGUAGAUCAAGCCCGGGUCUGCAGUGAAAGUGACGCUGGAACCAAACUGUCUUUCGUCAACGGUGUUUGGGUCGAUAAUUCAUGUACUCUAAAACCUGCUUUCAAAGAUGUUGCUACUUCAAUCUAUGGAGCUGAUGCUGAGGCUGUGGAUUUCAAAAAUCAGGCAAAAGAAGUUACAGCGAAAGUGAAUAAAUGGUUCGAAAAGGAGACAAAUGGACUCAUUCAAGAUCUCAUCCCUGAUGAUGCAAUCAACAAAAAUGCAAUGCUUGUGCUAGUGAAUGCACUCUACUUCAAAGGAUCUUGGAAGACAAAAUUUGAUCCAUCAAAAACAAUCGACUCAAACUUUUAUCUCAGCGACGAAACCUCGUCACCGGUUACGGUCCCUUUCAUGACCGACAGCUACGAAGAUCAUUUUGUUUCUUGUUAUCCUGGAUUCAAAGUACUUCAACUCCCAUACAAACAAUUCAAUUCUAUCAAUGUAAGUAACCAGCCAAAUGAUCAACAAGACAACUUUGCUAUGUACAUAUUUUUACCUGACAGACGAGAUGGACUAGGCAAUAUGAUUGAGCAAGUUAGUUCUGAUUCGGGUUUCAUAGACCUUCAUCUCCCAACUAGACGUGUUGAAGUGAGACAUCUUAAAAUUCCUAAAUUUAAGAUAUCAUUUGGGUUUGAGGCUUCCAGAGCUUUUAAAGAAAACAUGGAUCUAGAUUUGAUUUUUGAUUCUCGUCGAGCAGCGCUGACUGAGAUGGUGAUGCGCACUAGUCCAAAAUCCGAAGAUGGAUCCAGUAUUAACCUUGCUGUUUCAGGAGUUUAUCACAAGUGCUUUGUUGAGGUUGAUGAAGAAGGAACUGAAGCUGCUGCGGCAACUGCAAUUGUUUGUAUGCUAUUCUCGUUAAACGUAUCAGAACCCAUAGACUUCAUUGCUGAUCAUCCAUUCAUGUUUAUUAUAAGAGACAAUGUUAAUGGGGUGGUUUUGUUCAUGGGUCAUGUUCUUAAUCCCCUGUUGGCUUGAUUUCAUGAUCAAUGUGCAGCCCGAUGACCUUAAUUUGGUAGAUGAUGGGGUGCACAAGUUUAUGCGUCGGACUCAUGUAGUGUUGCUCUUGAGCUACUCAGUUUUGAGCUUGAGCGUGCUUUUCUUGGAUUUUAUGUUCUUUUUCCUUUCUUGUUGUUGCCUUGUGCCUAAGCCUUCUCGACAUUUCCGUUGAUGUAAUUUGUUUUAAUCCGGAAAGAAACUCUUCACUUA